Molecule: messenger RNA, 529 nt
Organism: Spirometra erinaceieuropaei
Lineage: Eukaryota; Metazoa; Platyhelminthes; Cestoda; Diphyllobothriidea; Diphyllobothriidae
Source: the annotation of a GenBank genome assembly
AUGGCGAGCUACAAGGUGAACAUCGCUGCACUCAGUGAGACCCGAUUCUCCGAACAAGGCAAAAUAGAGGAGGUAGGUGCCGGUUACACCUUCUUUUGGAGCGGUCGGCCCCAGGACUGAAUGACGGCUCGCGGGUGUCGCCUUUGCUAUCUGAAGCGGCAUCAUGGCAUGACUGCCCUGUCUGCCACAGAGCAUUAACGAUCGCCAGAUGAGCCUCCGCCUGCUUCUUUGGGAAGGCAAAUUAGCCACCACCGUCAGCGUCUACGCUGGUCCGAUGACCAGUCCCGAUGCCGCAAGAUACACAUCCCAGGUGAACCUGAACGUCUUCCUGGCGACUGUUUCGAAGGCGGAUAAGAUGAUUGUCCUUGGUGACUCCAAUGUCCGCGUUGGCACAGACCAUGUUGACUGUAGAGUAGUGCUGAGUUGCCAUGGUCUCAACGGCUCCAACGACAAUGGUCUGCUCCUCCUCCGAACCUGCGCAGAACACCGACUCAUCCUGACCGACAUCUUCUUCCAGUUUUCAUACUGA